UUGAAGAAUAAAGAGGUUUAGAUUUGGGGGUUAACCUCAUAAUCUCAGAAGAUUUAGAGAACCUAUAAAUAUAUCGUACACUCUCCUAGAUCAUCACUCCCAAGAUUGGAGCCCUAGACCUAGAACCCAAAGGUUAUCUAUAUAGCAUGGCUGCGAUGGCGGCCUCAGGGAUCUUUCCAGCAUCUUCAUGUUCACCCAAUUCCUCCAUCAAAGCUUCAAAGACAACAUUUGGGGAUAACCCUAAUUCUCUAAAUGUGCAAGGAAUCUCAGCUAAACCCAAUUCAUCUUCGAAAUCUGUGGAUUUCAAAACCCAUGCUCAAGCUCUCCCCAAAAUUAAUGGAACCAAAACAAAGAUUGAGGGUGAAGCUCCUUCAGUGAGUUCAAAUGCUCCAAAAACAUUUUACAAUCAAUUACCAGAUUGGAGUAUGCUUCUCGCUGCAAUAACUACCAUUUUUUUAGCUGCUGAGAAGCAAUGGACUCUUCUUGAUUGGAAACCGAGGAGGCCUGAUAUGAUAACCGAUGCAUUUGGGCUCGGGAGGAUUGUUCAAGAUGGGUUCGUGUUCAAGCAGAAUUUUCCGAUAAGGUCUUAUGAGAUUGGAGCAGAUAAAACUGCAUCGAUAGAGACACUAAUGAAUCAUUUGCAGGAAACAUCGCUUAAUCAUGUGAAGAGGGUCGGGCUGAUGGAUGAUGGGUUUGGAGCGACGGCUGAAAUGAGUAAAAAGAAUCUGAUAUGGGUUGUCAAUAAGAUGCGGGUUCUUGUGGAACAUUAUCCUUCAUGGGGUGAUGUUGUUGAAGUAGAUACUUGGGUCCGUGCCUCUGGAAAAAAUGGGAUGCGCCGAGAUUGGCGUAUCCAUGACGUCAAAACCAGCAAAACUGUCAUGAAAGCAACAAGUGUUUGGGUGAUGAUGAAUAAACAUACUAGGAAAUUGGCUAAAAUGCCAGAAGAAGUUAGAGCGGAAAUCGGACCAUACUUUAUCGAGCAUAAGGCUAUUGUGGAUGAGGAUAGCAGGAAGCUUACUAAGCUUGAUGACAAUACUGCAGACUACGUUAAAACUGGCUUAGCUCCUCGAUGGAAUGAUUUGGAUGUCAAUCAACAUGUGAACAAUGUCAAAUAUAUUGGAUGGCUUCUUGAGGUACUUAUCAUGCUAUACUUCUUGAGCACACCCGUCUCACUCCUUGAGAGCCAUGAGCUAGCUAGCAUGAGUCUUGAAUACCGAAGAGAAUGUGGGAGGGAUGACGUGCUGAAUUCCCUCACCUCUGUAUCCACCAACUGCAAGAAUGGUACGCCUGAAACCAAGGUCGAGUGUGAUCAUCUGCUUAGGCUCCAAUGUGGAGCUGAGAUUGUUAGAGGGCACACCGAAUGGAGACCCAAGAGCUCUAAGAUCACGUAGAUUUCUCCAUCACAUCAGAAAAAGGUGGAAAAAGGGGAAAAAAGAAUAGAGAACCCCAUGGCAUCAGAAAAACUUGGAAAAAUCCUAUAGGGGACGCUAUAUAAUGGCUAGCACAUCAUGAAUCUUGAUAAUCGUCUCGUUAAUAAGGUCUAUCACUCUAAUCACUAUUGUCUAUCAUUGCAGUUGUGGCUGCACUAUGCAUUCAUAGUAAUAACUACGCUGAUAUGCCAAGUGUCAUCAUAUCCUACUACCUAUAUGAUAUUCAAUAGAGGACUUGUAUGAUUCUUAUUCCAGAAACUGUUUCGUCCCCUUUGUUAUGCGUCUUUUCUUGUACAAUGUGCAUAUUUGUCUAGUGUAUUCUUGUACAAUGUGCAUAUUAAUCUAGUGUAGAAAAGAUGGCGGAAAUUCUUCCAUUGUUUCUAUUUAGAUGUUAUUUUAUUUUC
This is a messenger RNA of Asparagus officinalis (garden asparagus), 1834 nucleotides long. Its product is annotated as palmitoyl-acyl carrier protein thioesterase, chloroplastic-like. The transcript has 7 exons. NCBI's taxonomy places the organism in Eukaryota, Viridiplantae, Streptophyta, Magnoliopsida, Asparagales, Asparagaceae. Gene Ontology annotation, molecular function: acyl carrier activity; fatty acyl-[ACP] hydrolase activity. Gene Ontology annotation, biological process: fatty acid biosynthetic process. Bases 147 to 1391 code for a protein of 414 amino acids. The record is from RefSeq and is a predicted model, not a curated record.